CUUCGCUGCGUGCGGCUACGUGGCGGAGCCGGCGGAAGUAGUUUCUUCGCUGGACCCUGAGUGUUUGUGUUUUGGUUUGUGAAGGAGCCUGGCCGCCUGAGGGGAGGAGACGGAGGGAGGAGGAGGAGGAAGAAGUCGUAGGAACUCUAGUGCGGCGACUGCGGAGGAGGAGAGAGGAAGGCGGAGCGGAGAGGCGGAGACGCAGCCCGGCAGGGGCGGCACGGCGCUCGGAGCCCCGCGCCGGCCAGUGUGAGAAGCGGCGAGCAGGCGACGCCGCUGCAGCUGCGGCGCAUCCGAUCUCCGGGCCGUGCGUGGACUCGCUGCCGGGAGCCGCGCCCCAGGUCUUUGGAAGUAAAGAUUCAGUAGCUUUGAACUUUAAAAGGCGCUGAAUAUGGAGGCACCCAUCUGUCAUCCCAGCACUCUGGAAGCUGAGGUAUUUUCUACAGAAAGAAAACAAAAUUGAUACCUUGCAUCCUGGAAGUUCAUUUAGGAAUUUGAAAUUAGGGACUUCUUUCAAAUUUGAACAUGGCUAAUCGAGGAGCAACAAGACCCAACGGGCCAAAUACUGGAAAUAAAAUAUGCCAGUUCAAACUGGUACUUCUAGGAGAGUCUGCUGUUGGCAAAUCAAGCCUGGUGCUUCGCUUUGUGAAGGGCCAGUUUCAUGAAUUUCAAGAGAGUACCAUUGGGGCUGCCUUUCUAACCCAAACUGUGUGUCUUGAUGAUACAACAGUAAAAUUUGAAAUAUGGGAUACAGCUGGCCAAGAACGGUACCAUAGCCUAGCACCAAUGUACUACCGAGGAGCACAAGCAGCCAUAGUUGUGUAUGAUAUCACAAAUGAGGAGUCCUUUGCAAGAGCAAAAAACUGGGUUAAAGAACUUCAAAGGCAAGCAAGUCCUAAUAUUGUGAUAGCUUUGUCAGGAAACAAGGCUGACCUAGCAAAUAAAAGAGCUGUUGACUUCCAGGAAGCACAGUCCUAUGCAGAUGACAACAGUUUAUUAUUCAUGGAGACAUCAGCUAAGACAUCAAUGAAUGUAAAUGAAAUAUUCAUGGCAAUAGCUAAAAAGCUGCCAAAGAAUGAACCACAGAAUCCAGGCGCAAACUCGGCCAGAGGACGAGGAGUAGAUCUUACUGAGCCUGCACAGCCAGCCAGAAGCCAGUGUUGUAGUAACUGAAUUCCAGUGUGAACUUCCUAAAUGGCAAAAAACGUGGAGUGGGAGCAUUUAGCCGGCCCAUUGUGACUUCCAAAAAGAGACUUAUGGUAGAAUCAAGUUUCUAAUACUGAAUUAUUUUGAGUGUUUUGAACUUAAUUUUUAAUAACAUGCAUGUAUUCUUCCGACUAAUGUUUCGGCAGUAGAAAGGGAAAUGAGAACUGUGUACAAUUUUUUUCCAUGGGAAAGUACAGGGGAACCAUUCGUCUCCAGUUGGUAUGGACCCACACUUAACCCACCCAGUCUCCAAACUGGGAUAAUAGUCAGGUGUGAAAGACUCAAAAUUACUAAUGUGAGCUUUAGAGAAACAUUUUUAGAAGACUAAAAAUAUUUAUGCUUAGCAACAGAAGCCAAGCAAAUGGUAAUUUCUUCUAUUGUCUAAUAAGUGUACAUUCCACAUAUUAAUAAAUAAUCCUAAGAAAACAGUCCUACAUCUCCAGAAAGAAUGAAUAUUAGUGACAUCUUACUCAGUCCUGUUAUUUCUUAAAAUAUGAUUGAAAAGAAGUCAUGUGUAACCCCAUCUUGUUUUAGGAAUAUAAAAACUGAUAAAUGCAUCUUAAUGGAUAAUGGUCCCUUCGUGGGAAGCUCUUUAACAAAGUGGAAAUAAACCAGGUGUCUGAUUUCUCUUUAAUCACUGUUGGCCAUUACAUAAAGGUCUGUCUGGAGCAGGGAGGGAGCUCUGGUUCCCUUUGGACAUGAUUAGUCAGUGCACUAACAAUUAUGUACAUUCAAACUUGAUGAUUUUAAAUAUGAUCUUCAGCUGUACUGUAAAUAGAGUACUGCAUUGUAGUCUCCAUGUUUAUUAUUUUCUGUAAUAUUUAAGAAUUGCCUAAGAGUAUACAAAAUGUACAGUUACUAAAACAGCUAAUUAUUUCUUUCUCCCCCUAUGAAAGGAAGGGGCUUUGCUGUUCUUUCAUAGCUAGAACCAUAAUAAACACUGUACCUGUAAUUUGUAACAUAAGUAUUACAAUGUUAUUAGUAAUAAUCUUGAAACCUUGUUUUUCAAAGUCCAUUUUAUUUUGAUCAGUAUAUUGCACUAAUUAUUUUAGGUAUUUUCAUUAUAUGAAAUCUACCAUGUGUCAGAUGAUUUAAUCUAUUUAAGUGUUGAUCUGCUAGCAGAACUUGUACAUUUUACAGUAACUCAAAAUUAGUAAGGAAAACAGUUCACCAGUGUUUAGUUUUAUAUUGAGGUGCUCAGGUUGGAAUAAAGUGGUAUAAAAAGCAA
Peromyscus eremicus (cactus mouse) is the source of this 2434-nucleotide messenger RNA. It is a transcript of the gene Rab5a, whose product is annotated as RAB5A, member RAS oncogene family. The record is from RefSeq and is a predicted model, not a curated record. Gene Ontology annotation, molecular function: GTP binding; GTPase activity. The transcript is spliced from 7 exons. Bases 526 to 1173 code for a protein of 215 amino acids. Lineage: Eukaryota; Metazoa; Chordata; Mammalia; Rodentia; Cricetidae.